Pipra filicauda (Wire-tailed manakin) is the source of this 1619-nucleotide messenger RNA. It is a transcript of the gene CRIPT, whose product is annotated as CXXC repeat containing interactor of PDZ3 domain. Gene Ontology annotation, molecular function: microtubule binding; PDZ domain binding. The record is from RefSeq and is a predicted model, not a curated record. The transcript is spliced from 5 exons. Bases 891 to 1196 code for a protein of 101 amino acids. Gene Ontology annotation, biological process: cytoplasmic microtubule organization. Gene Ontology annotation, cellular component: dendrite. NCBI's taxonomy places the organism in Eukaryota, Metazoa, Chordata, Aves, Passeriformes, Pipridae.
UGGACUAUGAAAGGAGUUCUGUGCCCGUUCAAUUUUGUCAGAUUUUGCCACCAUGCAAAUUGUUGGGACUACAAACAGCAAUGCACUGACAGCAAUAAGAAAAGCACAGGCUCACUCACCCAAACAGGUUAUGAACAGACGAUAGAAAAAGUUUAACAUAAUGAAAAUAUUGAAAAACUCGGUUCAAAAAGUGCUACACCCAGCUCAUUCGUGGAAAAUGAGAAUUCACCACCAAAAAGUGUCUUUUCUGUUCUCACUGGAUUAUUUCAGAGAAUUUGAUUCCCCUCUGUAUUGUCUUGUAGCAACUUAAGAAUAAAAACAAAUCUUACCUUUUGAGCAAACGAACUUCUCUUAGGAGACUGACUUGGUUUAAGGACUAAGUGCAAGAUUACAUUAAGGGUACCGACACAGACAGAACAAACACACAGCCACGUGAGGUGCGUUCCCAGCACCGUGAAUCCCUCCAGGAAGAAAGACGGAACGACCGCCGUCAGGACAAUCGACAGCGCACAGAGGAGGUUGGCAGCCAGGAGCCUCCUGAUUUCUGCCUCUUUCAUCGUGUUCCCCGGGAAGGGACCACCCGCAGGACACCGAGUUAACCCGCUACGGAAACGCGGCGGCAGCGCCACAGGGCAACAUCUUUCCUACUCGCGAUACACCAGGCAAAGCCCUGAGCCUGGCUUUUGGGUCAGAAGAACGUCAAUCACUUUAAAAAAAUCAAGGGCAGCCCCUGGGAGCGGCAGCCCCAGGCCCUGCGGGGUGAGGGGCGGUGGCGCCGCUCCCGCCUCUGACCGGGAGCGCCCGGGGCCGCCCGGCAGCGGAAGGCGGCGGGACCCGACGCCAGAUCCGGGGCGGUGUCGGAAGCGGCGGCUUGUUGUGGUGGGGCAGAGAUGGUGUGCGAGAAGUGCGAGAAGAAGCUUGGUACGGUGAUCACUCCUGACACAUGGAAAGAUGGUGCAAGAAACACUACAGAAAGCGGUGGCCGCAAAUUAAAUGAAAACAAGGCAUUGACCUCAAAGAAGGCAAGAUUUGAUCCUUAUGGAAAGAACAAGUUUGCAAUAUGUCGGAUCUGUAAGAGUUCUGUCCAUCAGCCAGGGUCUCACUAUUGUCAAGGAUGUGCCUAUAAAAAGGGCAUCUGCUCAAUGUGUGGCAAGAAGGUCUUGGAUACGAAGAACUACAAGCAAACUUCAGUCUAAUUGUAUUGAGUAGUCUUUUUAUGAACUUUAACUUCUGUGUCCUUGUACAGUAACUUUUCCCUAAAAUAAUUUGUGAAUAAUACUUUUUGGAAGAUAAUGCAGUUACUUGGAAUGAGAUGAGAGGUAAAGACAGCCUGAUGGUUUGCCUAAGAAUGUACAUAAUAUUUGAUUCUUGUUUUAGCAUUAAUGUUAGCUGAUAUUGAAAGCUAAUGGUUUGCAGUGACUGAUAGAGUUCAAAGGGAAUGAGAAGAUCCUGGUGGAUAGGUUGAAACUAUGUUACCAUCAUAAGAGAGAUUUUUGAGAUUAACACUUUUAUUCUUUUGGCCUAUCACUAGUCUUCUGCUUGUUUCACAGUUAUAUUUUAUAGAUGUAUAAAAUAUGAGCUUGUAUCACCUCAUUAAAAUAUCUUCAUUCAGUUCUAUA